Molecule: messenger RNA, 405 nt
Organism: Spodoptera littoralis (African cotton leafworm)
Lineage: Eukaryota; Metazoa; Arthropoda; Insecta; Lepidoptera; Noctuidae
Source: the annotation of a GenBank genome assembly
AUGGCUUUCCUUAAUAAGACUUACAAAUUCGUGAGCCAGGAGAACUUCGAUGCUUUCCUCAAGGCAUCUGGUGUCCCUGCAGACAAAAUCGAAAAGACCCUGAGCUACACACCAGACCAAAAGAUCGUUAAGGAUGGUGACACCUACAACUACAUCGUCUCAGGAGCUCUCGGCACAAAGGAAAUCAAAUUCAAGUCCGGAGUGGAAUUCGAUGACAAACUUGGCACUGAACAGACUCCCGUCAAGAGCACAAUCGUAGUUGACGGCAACACAGUGAUCCAGACCGCUAAAGGAUCCACUGGCGUCGCUACCUUCAAAAGGGAAUACAACGGAGAUGAUUUAGUUGUGACUGUCACCCUCGACAAUUGGGACGGCUCCGCCAAGAGGUACUACAAAGCUGCAUAA